ACGGCGCCCAGCUCCCCCGCGCACCUUCCGUCUAUUUUUUCUUACUGCUUUCAUUCUCACACUCUAAAAUAGGUCACGGGGUGGAAGUUACACCUGGUGCAGCCUCCGCCUCGGAUGCAAAAGCAGCUUUUCCUCCCCGGCUCCGGGAGAGCAUUGCAACUAUUCGGUUCGGUGGAGCUUCCCGCCCCCAUUCGGUGCAGGAAGCUCGCCGACCGCGGCUCUAACAAUGGUCUGCAGAGGGGAGCGGCGGGAAGCCUGCUGUCCAGCCUAGUUCAGCCGGCCCUGCGCCUGCCCUCCCUCCGGGACCGGGAGGAGGGGGCGCGACAGGUCGGCUCACUUGCGAGCGCCCGGGACUGGAGUCUGACCGCCUGGGUGAGUUUCUUUUGUCGUCCCUGUCGCCGAGGGUGACCUGUUUACCUGGAAAACUUAGACGUGAUCAAAACAGGCGAGCCUGCCCUGCAGAUGGGGACUGCGGAAUGUGCCUCCGAGGUCCACCGGGCAAAUCAGAGCUCUGAGCUGCAGGGGACGAGCUUGGUGUCUUGAAGGGCCUGUGUCCCCUGCAGAGUGGCUCAUCAUGUGAAGGAAUCUCUACUUGAUGUCACCCUAGUACUUUUCACCUUUCACACUGAGAAGGUUGUGAGCAACAACUGUCACUCUCUGAGGGUGGAAAUUGCCAUGAUUCACAAAGACAAGAAGUAAUUUUCCUGUAAUCACAAGAUGACUCAGGAUGGACCAUGAGGCGGCCCAGCUGGAGAAGCAGCACGUGCACGACGUGUAUGAGAGCACUGCCCGGUACCUCAGCGACCUGCAGGGCAAAGCCUGGCCCCGCGUCCGCCAGUUCCUCCAGGACCAGGAGCCCGGCAGCCUCAUCGCCGACAUAGGUUGUGGGACUGGAAAGUACCUUAAAGUGAAUAGCCAGGUAUAUACCCUGGGCUGUGACUAUUGUGGGCCGUUGGUAGAGAUUGCCCGGAGUAGGGGAUGUGAAGUCAUGGUAUGUGACAACCUUAAUCUCCCCUUUAGGGAUCAGGGCUUCGAUGCCAUCAUCUCCAUAGGAGUUAUACAUCAUUUCUCUACAAAACAAAGAAGAAUCCGAGCAAUAAAGGAAAUGGCCCGUGUCUUGGUUCCCGGAGGCCAGCUGAUGAUUUACGUUUGGGCUAUGGAGCAAAAGAACCGGCACUUUGAGAAGCAAGACGUGCUGGUUCCGUGGAACAGGGCCUUAUGCUCCCGGCUCCUGUCCGAAUCCAGCCAGCCUGGGAGAAAGAAGCAGUGUGGACAUCUAGAGAGAAGCCACCCCUACCACCCUCCUUGCUCUAUGUGUAGCUGCUCUGUUUGUUUUAAGGAGCGACGGGACUCAAAACGGUCCCACAGCGUGGACUAUGAACCUGUCAGGGCCAGGACUUGUUGUGCAAACAUUUCAAAGGAAGCUGGGGAAGAAAAUGGGUUCUAUCACACAUUAGGAAAAUCUUUUCGCUCCUGGUUUUGCUCCAGAUCUUUGGAUGAGUCAAGUCUGAGGAAGCAAAUUGAAAGAGUGAGACCCUUGAAAAACACAGAAGGUUGGGCCACCAGCACUAUAUCCAUCCAGCCUUCCAGACACUCUAGUUUAGACAGGGAUCCCCAAGAGCCAUUUUCAACAAGAGAGCCAAGUUCAGAUGAGGACGUGUUUGUGGAAAGUUCUCAGAAGCAUUUGGAGUGGCUGAGAGCACCAGCCACCGUGAAACAUCUCCGUGGAGACCAUCAAGGAGAAACUGGGAGGAAUGGCGGUGGGGAUUGUCUGGGUAGCACCCAUACUCCUGAGGAGUGUGCGGCUGCGGGUGCCUUAGGAGAAGGGAAGCCUUCUGCUCCUAGAACACUGAGGAGGAUUUCUACGGUUGACUCCACAGAUUCCACCCCAGAUGACACAAUUCCUGUCGAAGGACAACAGCCCGACGUUUUGGAUUCCAGGGCCUUUAUGCGCUACUACCACGUGUUUCGCGAAGGCGAACUCUGUGGCCUGCUGAGAGAAAAUGUGUCAGAGCUCCAUAUCCUGAGCUCUGGGAACGACCAUGGCAACUGGUGCAUCAUUGCCGAGAAAAAGGAGACCUGUGAUUGACUGGCUCAUCUCAGACAGCUCCUCCGGAGAUGCGCCACGCUCCUGUCCCCGGCGUUGGGAUGGCUACCUGACUCUGCAUCCACUUCCACUAUUUUUUAACCCAUGCAUGCUCUAGUCUGUAGAGACUAUGGAAGGUCAUCUUUUGAAUCUUUGCGUAAACACAGAGCUGGGCAUCUGAAGCAUUUGGCGAAGGGUAUUUGUGAUUCAGUGUUGAUGGAAGAGAUCUGAAGAAGCAGCGUGCAGUGAGCUUCAGUACAGUUUGGGGUUUCUUCCCCCUGAAAGAUGAAAUUAUUAUGAGACUACAUGUGUAUAGUUUUUCAGUCUUAUAAACUGAUUUUAAAAGAU
Myotis brandtii (Brandt's bat) is the source of this 2434-nucleotide messenger RNA. It is a transcript of the gene TRMT9B, whose product is annotated as KIAA1456 ortholog. Gene Ontology annotation, biological process: tRNA wobble uridine modification. Bases 728 to 2089 code for a protein of 453 amino acids. Lineage: Eukaryota; Metazoa; Chordata; Mammalia; Chiroptera; Vespertilionidae. Gene Ontology annotation, cellular component: cytoplasm; nucleus. The record is from RefSeq and is a predicted model, not a curated record. Gene Ontology annotation, molecular function: S-adenosylmethionine-dependent methyltransferase activity; tRNA binding. The transcript has 5 exons.